This is a messenger RNA of Alnus glutinosa, 1099 nucleotides long. RefSeq names its product transcription factor JUNGBRUNNEN 1-like. The coding region runs from base 1 to 930 and encodes 309 amino acids. Gene Ontology annotation, biological process: regulation of DNA-templated transcription. The transcript is spliced from 3 exons. The record is from RefSeq and is a predicted model, not a curated record. NCBI's taxonomy places the organism in Eukaryota, Viridiplantae, Streptophyta, Magnoliopsida, Fagales, Betulaceae. Gene Ontology annotation, molecular function: DNA binding.
AUGAGAAGCUUCUACUUCGACACACUUGAUUUAAGCAUAGCUGAAAGUACUGGAGAGAGAGAGAGAGAGAGAGAAAUGAUGGAGGUGGAGAAGGUGAGUUCUUCAGGGAAGAGUGACGACAAAGAUAAUGAAGUUACGCUUCCAGGGUUUCGAUUUCAUCCAACAGAUGAAGAGCUUAUUGGGUUUUAUUUGCGGCGAAAGGUGGAGAAGAAACCAAUCAGAAUUGAACUCAUCAAGCAAGUUGAUAUCUACAAAUACGAUCCAUGGGAUCUUCCAAAAGUUAGCACCCUCGGAGAUAAGGAGUUAUAUUUCUUUUGCAUAAGAGGGAGGAAGUAUAGGAACAGCGUAAGACCUAACAGAGUCACAGGGUCUGGAUUUUGGAAAGCCACAGGCAUUGACAAGCCAAUAUAUUCAGUCCAAGAACCUCAUCAAAGCAUCGGCCUCAAGAAGUCCUUAGUCUACUACUGUGGAAGUGCUGGUAAAGGCACAAAAACUGAUUGGAUGAUGCAUGAGUUUCGCCUUCCACCAGAUGCAAACAUUGCUCAAGAAGCUGAAGUUUGGACGCUUUGUCGAAUAUUCAAACGUAUCCCAUCCUAUAAAAAGUAUGCCCCCAAUUGGAAAGAAACCGCCAGCAAACUGAAUCCAACUGAUUCAAGUUCUAAAACAUGCAGUUUGGAAUCUGACAACAUAAGCUUUGAAGACCUAGUCAUCCAACAAAAUGAAAGCAAACCGUUCAUCCAACAAGUUGACCAAAGAAACCACUUUUUUGUGGGCCACUUGAACUCUGCAGCUCAAGCUCCAUUUCCAUCGUCUUACUCAAGUUUAUGGAGCCCGAGCACAGAUGAUUUCUUUACAAAUGGAAACUGGGAUGAGCUAAGAUCAGUGGUUCAGGUAGCUGUUGAUCCAUCCCAAGUUUAUGAGUGUAGAUAAAUAAAUGUGGAGGGCAUGCAUUAACGUGACUUGUUUUUAUUUAAUUUCCUUUUUUGUUUUUGGUUGGUUAGCAUUAGUUACUAAAUUAUGUUUGGUGAUAGCUAGGUUACACUUUGUGAUGACAAUACUUUCCCAACAUUGAUAUAUAUUUGUUUAACAUUUCUUAUCA